This is a messenger RNA of Harpegnathos saltator (Jerdon's jumping ant), 1174 nucleotides long. RefSeq names its product aurora kinase B (gene aurB). The transcript is spliced from 7 exons. NCBI's taxonomy places the organism in Eukaryota, Metazoa, Arthropoda, Insecta, Hymenoptera, Formicidae. Gene Ontology annotation, molecular function: ATP binding; protein kinase activity. The record is from RefSeq and is a predicted model, not a curated record. Gene Ontology annotation, biological process: protein phosphorylation. Bases 171 to 1100 code for a protein of 309 amino acids.
AAAAAAUGUCAGUUACCAAUGUGCUCCAUGAGAUGUGGUUACAGGAAGUGCAAAAGUUGGAAACUUUUUGCUGGAAUUCUUCAACGUUUUAUUAUUUUUAAUAUUACGUUGAUAUUUUUGUAUAUCUAAGUCGACUGAAAGUGAAGAUAUUGAUUAAUAUACUAUUCGUAAUGGCCAGUGGACAAAUAUUUAAAAUGCCAUUGAUUUCAUCUCAUGAACAUAAAGAAGCUAUUCAUGACACAAUUUAUAAAAUGAUGGAACAUAUCAACAACAGAGGUCUAAGAUAUCAAUGGAGUUUAGAUGAUUUUGAAGUUGGAUCACCUUUAGGAAGAGGAAAAUUUGGCCGUGUAUAUCUAGCUAGAGAAAAGACCACUCAGUAUAUGGUAGCCUUGAAAACAUUAUACAAAGUUGAGUUAAUAAAAGGACGUGUGGAAAAGCAAGUAAUGCGAGAAAUUGAAAUACAAACACAUUUAAGGCACCCACAUAUUCUUCAACUUCUAACAUACUUCCAUGACAAUAAGAGAAUCUAUCUAGUUUUGGAGUUUGCUGCAGGAGGAGAACUAUAUAAAGAAUUAAAACGUCAGCCAAAUGAAAGAUUUAGUGAACACUUAUCUGCUAAAUAUACUUAUCAAGUAGCCGAUGCUUUGGAAUAUUGCCACAGGAAUAAUGUAAUUCACAGAGAUAUAAAACCUGAGAAUCUAUUACUUACAUAUGAUGGAGAUAUAAAGCUAGCAGACUUUGGUUGGUCUGUGCAUGCACCAUCUUCAAAGCGUAAUACAUUAUGUGGAACACUAGAUUACUUGCCACCAGAAAUGCUAACAGGACAGACAUAUGACAUCUAUGUUGAUCACUGGUGUCUGGGUAUACUCUGUUACGAAUUUCUCACAGGCCAACCACCUUUCUUAAGCUCUUCUCAACAAGAAACAUAUGCAAAGAUAAAAACUAUAAGUAUGCAGUGGCCAGAACAGAUUACACCUGGUGCUAAAGAUCUUAUUUCCAAAUUAAUCAAGAGAAAGAGUUCCGAACGAAUCUCUUUGGCUACUGUUAAGAGACACUUUUGGAUCUUACAGCAUAAGGACUCACCUAGAACGAAUGUAUAGGUCAAAAGAAUAUUGUUAAUUUUAUAAUGUAUGAGAUAUAUUUCUUUCUUUAAUGACUUUAUUACAAUUUUACG